Lonchura striata (white-rumped munia) is the source of this 4319-nucleotide messenger RNA. RefSeq names its product kelch like family member 15 (gene KLHL15). The record is from RefSeq and is a predicted model, not a curated record. NCBI's taxonomy places the organism in Eukaryota, Metazoa, Chordata, Aves, Passeriformes, Estrildidae. Gene Ontology annotation, molecular function: protein binding. Gene Ontology annotation, biological process: protein ubiquitination; nuclear protein quality control by the ubiquitin-proteasome system. Gene Ontology annotation, cellular component: Cul3-RING ubiquitin ligase complex; nucleus.
GCGCGGUGCUGCCGGGGGAACAUGGCGCCCGCGGCCGCGCGGGGCAGCGCGGAAGCCCCCCGGCGCCUCCCUCCGCCGCCCCCGGCUGUAUGGUACACGGAGCCAGGGCCCCUCUCCGCCGCUCCAGCGGGAGGAGCCGCGUCCUCAGCGCCGCCGCCGCCGAGAGGUGAUUCAUGGCAGGGGACGUGGAAGGGUUUAGCUCCUCCAUCCAUGACACCAGUGUCUCUGCAGGAUUCAGAGCACUGUAUGAGGAGGGAUUGCUUCUUGAUGUCACACUUGUCAUUGAAGACCACCAAUUUCAGGCCCAUAAAGCACUGCUUGCCACCCAGAGUGAUUACUUCAGGAUUAUGUUCACAGCAGACAUGCGAGAACGAGAUCAGGACAAAAUCCAUUUGAAAGGUCUGACAGCUACAGGCUUCAGUCAUGUCCUCCAAUUCAUGUACUAUGGAACUAUUGAACUGAGUAUGAACACUGUUCAUGAAAUCCUUCAGGCUGCCAUGUAUGUCCAGCUUAUAGAGGUGGUAAAGUUUUGCUGCUCUUUUCUCUUAGCUAAAAUCUGCUUAGAAAACUGUGCAGAAAUUAUGAGACUUCUGGAUGAUUUUGGUGUAAACAUCGAAGGAGUCAGGGAAAAAUUGGAUUCCUUUCUGCUAGAGAAUUUUGUGCCACUCAUGUCCAGACCUGACUUUCUUUCAUAUCUGAGCUUUGAGAAGCUCAUGUCUUACUUGGAUAAUGAUCAUCUGAGCAGGUUUCCAGAGAUAGAGCUGUAUGAAGCUGUUCAGGCCUGGCUACGCCAUGAUAGAAGACGCUGGAGACAUACGGACACCAUCAUUCAGAACAUCAGGUUUUGUUUGAUGACACCAUCCAGUGUUUUUGAGAAGGUAAAAACAUCAGAGUUUUAUCGAUACUCCCGGCAGCUGCGACAUGAGGUUGACCAAGCCAUGAAUUACUUUCAUAGCGUUCACCAACAGCCUUUGAUGGAAAUGAAAUCGAACAAAAUUCGUUCAGCCAAACCCCAGACUGCAGUAUUUAGAGGAAUGAUAGGACACAGUAUGGUAAACAGUAAAAUUCUUCUCUUGCACAAACCAAGGGUCUGGUGGGAGCUAGAGGGUCCUCAAGUACCUUUACGACCAGACUGCCUUGCCAUUGUAAAUAACUUCGUGUUCUUAUUAGGUGGGGAAGAACUGGGGCCAGAUGGUGAGUUCCAUGCUUCGUCCAAAGUGUUUAGAUACGACCCAAGACAGAACACUUGGUUACGAAUGGCAGACAUGUCUGUGCCACGUUCUGAGUUUGCUGUUGGAGUGAUUGGCAGGUAUGUUUACGCAGUGGCUGGGAGAACCCGUGAUGAAACGUUUUACUCCACUGAACGGUAUGAUAUUACUGAAGAUAAAUGGGAAUUUGUGGAUCCCUAUCCAGUAAAUAAGUACGGACAUGAAGGGACUGUGCUUGGUAACAAGUUGUAUAUCACUGGCGGAAUUACAUCAUCUUCAACUUCUAAGCAAGUGUGUGUGUUUGAUCCCAGUAAAGAAGGGACAGUAGAGCAGCGAACACGGAGAACUCAAGUGGUCACUAACUGUUGGGAGAACAAAUGCAAAAUGAAUUAUGCGAGGUGCUUUCACAAAAUGAUUUCUUAUAAUGGUAAGCUUUAUGUCUUUGGUGGUGUUUGUGUGAUCCUGAGAGCUUCCUUUGAAUCUCAAGGAUGUCCAUCUACAGAGGUUUAUGACCCUGAUACUGACCAAUGGACUAUAUUGGCUUCUAUGCCAAUAGGUAGGAGUGGUCAUGGUGUAGCUGUUUUGGACAAACAGAUAAUGGUUCUUGGAGGCCUUUGUUACAAUGGUCAUUACAGUGAUUCCAUUCUCACUUUUGAUCCAGAGGAGAACAAAUGGAAAGAAGAUGAAUAUCCAAGGAUGCCGUGCAAGCUGGAUGGCUUGCAGGUCUGCAGCCUGCACUUCCCUGAGUAUGUCUUGGAGCAUGUUAGACGUUGCAGCUAAAAUGGAAUGAAAAACCCAAUCAAAUACAAAAGAACUAUAGUAAUUUGAAAAAAAAUACAAACAGUUGAAUUCCUGCAGAGUCAUUUCCUUGUGUAUAAGAACAAUGGCUCAAUGCUCAAGAGAAACAGGAUGUACAGGGAGUGUACCAAGUUUAUUAGAAAAGGUGAUAGUUGGUCUGACCUUGUGAAAGCUUUGGGUUUUUUUUAACAAAUAUAAUUUUAAGUAUGAGAAAAAAAUAUAUUUUUGAGUCUGCUUUUUUUUGGUAACAUUUUAUGUUCACAAUAUGUUCUCUUUUUUUUUUAAUGGCCAUUAUAUCACUAUGCUUUUGAAAUAAGGUGAAUUUGACAAAAUAUUUGUGAAAGGAAGGGAAGAAAGAUGUUCUUUUAAUUUUUUAUUGAACAUCACAAUAACCGUACUAGGGUACAACCAGGUAUAAAGUGAAAAACCAAACUAUUUCUGUACCUUAUGUUGUCUUUUAGAUGCUUUUUCCAUUAACUGCAAAGUAUUCUCAAAUCUACUAGGUGUUUUUGUUUUCCCUUAUUUACUUUGGAGAAGAAUUUUAACCCUUUUGCAUGACCCUUUUCCUGGUUUUGUAUAGUUGUACCAGUAAGUCUGCCAAAAUGCAAAUUACACAUUUUCUACUAAAUUGAAAACAAAGCAUUUUUAUAUUCAAAACACUAUUUCUAUGCUGCCUUCUAUUGUCUGUGUUGUGUUUGUUGGUGAGUAAAAAAAUGUAUACACACAUGUGCAUACACUGUAAAAACUGUAUAUAAAUGCAUCUUUUUAUGUGCAGUUACGAUAUUUUAACUAGUGCACAGAUUCAGCCAUAUCUGUUGAUUUAGGGUAUUCUUUCAUGAGCUAAAUAGUUCAAAGUUCUUAAGUGAAACUGGAAGCCUCAUUUGGUAUCGAAGUAUCUUACCUUUAGUAUAUGCUGAUUGAUUCAGUAACCUUAAACUCUUUAUAUUGUUGCUACAUAAUGAACUGUUAGUUAUUUCUUAUUUUAUAAAUUAUUUCUUAAAAAGUAAACUCAUUUUACCUGAGUUUUUUUUUUUUUUUUCAAUCUGCUGCCCAGUUUUCUUUUUUCAUAAAAAUAUAAAACGUCAAUAAGCAAAUGUUCAGCACUGCUGUAACCCACAGUUAUUUUUGGAACUGGAUACUGGAUAUGCUACAGUUUAUUGUCAAUACUUUUCUUAUACUCACACUGCAAUAUGAGUACUCAUAUUGAAGUGGUAUAAUAUUUUUAUUAUUAUUAUUAUUAUUAUUUAAUUAAUAUCUGUUAAGAACUACUGUGUUUUGAAAAUGUGCAGUUAGGUGAUUAGUUUGUUAAUAUAAUUUCUGUUUCUUUUAUGAAAACCUACACAACUAUGGCUACUGACCUUGGAGUGCCUGAAUAGAGAUAGCUGGUCCAAGAGGGCUUUGACUAUUCCAUUGUGUUAACUUGCAGGUAUAAAUGACAGUAGAUUGAUAAGAAUUAUCUGCCAAGACAUAAAUAAUAACAGUAACUGCAUUUGGACUGUCUUUGUGGAUAUAAGUUAGAGCAUUUCUAGAGCCCCAAAGGAGCCAUCUGGGGAAGCUGAAGGCUCACACGUAGUUCAGAUGCUGAAAUGUGAGCUGCAUAUUUUGUAAAAUCUUAUGCUGCUGGGUUUCAUUUUAAGCAAUAGACUUUACUUUAUAUGCAGCAAUGCAAAACCAUGUUAUUCAGCAUCUUCCAGUCAGAAUUCACUGUAGAAAAGGAAUGUACACUACUCAGGGAGUUGCAAAGAAUGCACUUACAAAGGGACCAAAAUCACCCUAAAUUUUCUAUGUUAAAAAUAACACCUACUUGUGUAAAUGAAUUUCAAAUUAUAGAAGUUAAAACAAUGUGUAAAACUUCUCAUAUUGUGUUCCAUUAUCUUUGUAGGAAUUAUGUUCUGUGUUGAAAUGUCAGUUUUUGGAGCUAUAUGGCAAGUCAACAGAUUUUUAGGGUUGUUUAUUGUUAGAAAUGAUUUAUUAAUGGAGUAUUUUCAUAUGUUUUAGAACAAAGAGGGAAUGUUUGACAUCAUAGCUGUAGUGAUAAGUUAUUUACACCAGAAGGGACUGGACCAAAUAUUGAUACUCAGCCUUCAAAUGCAGACUAGUUUGCAGCUAAAUUUGUCUUUUUUAAUAAGAAUUCAGUUUACUGGAUUAGAAAUCUAAUUUACUUUCUUGAUAGCCUAAGUUAAAGAAAAUGUGGCUUACACUAAAACCUCAGUUUCACUGUGAGAUGUGUACAUCACCCUACAUGGGGAGGGAUAAACUGACUCUGGUAGGUGCUGGCUGUGUGCUGACUGUACAUAGUUCAUGGAAUAUUGG